Molecule: messenger RNA, 2364 nt
Organism: Nematolebias whitei (Rio pearlfish)
Lineage: Eukaryota; Metazoa; Chordata; Actinopteri; Cyprinodontiformes; Rivulidae
Gene: znf408
Product: zinc finger protein 408
Exons: 9
Coding region: 1-2364 (787 amino acids)
Cellular component (GO): nucleus
Source: RefSeq, a predicted model, not a curated record
AUGGGCACCAGUGACCCCCGUGAUCUGGAAAGGUCAAUGGCCCAUUUCCUCCCUGCUGUACCGUCUAAUCUCACCUCCUUUCUCCACUCGGUGCUUCCAUGCGGCUUUGCUUUGGGACCAUCACUGUUCAGUAAAGGCAGUUUGGGGCUGUGGUGGGUCGGCCACCCGCUGGAGGCUGGCACCCUGCUCUGCACUGACGCCGACCCGGAUCAGGCCUCCAACAAUUGUUCUGACCCGGUACUGAAGGGGACGUCAGUAAAUCAAGCUCUUGUCCAAAAAGCCAUCUGUAUCAAAUUUGCCCAUCAGGCACGGUCCCUGGCCCAGCGCAACGUGACCAUACUGUGUGCUUGUGGAGAGGUGUGUGAGGCUGAGUGCGUGCAUGUGUGUCUGCGUGCGUGUCGGAACAUCCAGCCGGGAACAGAGCUGCUGUUGUACAAUGAGGGAAAAGGUCAGAUAUCAGAUGAACCAGGUGACGCCAUCGGACACUCAGAAGACACUGUGGCACAGAAAAAAGGGCCUGAGGAUGUAGAAAACAACAAAAUAAACUCUCCAGAAAGAGAAAAGGAGAAAACUCAAGAGGUGGAGGAAGAACUGCAACAGACUCACAGCUUCAUCAACAGAAGUUGUUCACCCUCACAGAGGAGCAACGUUAAAACCAUCCUGCAUGACCCAAGUCCUGAUUGUGACAGACAGCUGGACAGUCCAACAGAAACAGCAGCAGGUGGACAUUCAGAUGGUGUCUCUGCUGCUGUGGACGUAGAGGACAGAGACACAGACUCCUCUUGCCUCCCUGCUCCUCCUCACAUUCGCUUCAGCUCCCGUCUAGCUGCUAAACCACGGCGAGUUCACAGCCUGCCCAGUCGAGUGAGACUCUCUGCUCAAUCCCAGUCACCCAAACAGAUCGAUGGACGGAUCAAAGACUCUGCAGAUUCCUGGGGGACAUCAUACACUGAUGCUGAGUCCAUCACAACUCUGCGUUCUGCUGAGGGGGAACCUGGUUGGCAACCAGAGGUCCGAGAGAGGCGGUACAGAUGUUCCAGCUGUGAUAAAAAAUUCUACCAGAUUAGUCACUUGAAGAAACAUCAGUUUAGUCACACAGAUGAGAAACCCUUCACCUGCCAGGACUGUGGGAAAAACUACACCUCUGCAGAAAGCUUCAGAGCCCAUCAGAUGAGUCACCGCGGUGAGCGCCCGUUUUCCUGUCCUCACUGUGAGAAGACCUACGGCCUGAAGCGAGACCUAAAGGAGCACUUGGUCCUCCACACCGGAGAAAAACCCUACACCUGUGAGCACUGUGGCAAGUCGUUCACACGGCGCCCCUCCCUGCGGGUCCACCGCCUCCUUCACUGCAGCAGAGUGGUCCACAUGCAGUCCCCAAAGGUGCAGUGUACAAUCUGCUCCAAGCUGCUGGCCAACCGCAACUCCCUGAGGCUCCACAUGAAGCUGCACACGGGGGAGAAGCCCCACGUCUGUCAGCACUGCGGGAAGUGUUUCAGGCAGAAAGGGAACCUGGAGUCCCAUCUGAGAACUCACAGUGGAGAGAAGCCAUUUCCCUGCCCAGAGUGCAAGCAGGCAUUCACUCAGAAACCUGAUCUCCAGCGGCACAUGUUCUCCCACACCGGAGGGGGGUUCCUCUGCAGCUACUGCGGCAAGUCUCUGAGGGACCCCCACAGUCUGAGGUACCAUGAGAGGCUGCACACCGGAGAGAGACCCCACCACUGCUCGCUCUGUGGAAAAGGCUACACGUUGGCCACCAAACUGAGGAGACACAUGAGGUCAUCCCACCUGAAGGAGAAGCUGUACAGCUGCUCCUGCGGCGCCUCCUACACUGUGAAACAAAGUCUGCUGAGGCACCAAGCUCAGCACAGGACAGUCAAAGGAGCUCAGAUGGAGGCAGGAGGCCCGAGAGACGAGGCUGAGCAGGAGUCAGAGGCUCCAGGCUGCAGCCACUCAAAGCCAGUUCGAGGUAGACCCAAGAAGUAUCCGCUUCUUCGAGCGUCAGAGGGGAGGGACAGAGGUGAAGUAAAGCAGAGAGGAGAACAAGACAAGCACACAGAGAAGUUCAAUAGCAUUGAAAUGUUGACUGGAGGAGCAGAAGAGGCUCAGAGCGACGUCCAGCACGCUGUUGUUUACGUCCACACGGAUGACUUUUCUGCACCGACCUCCACACCUCUGCUCCUCGCAGCCGAUUGCUCACUCCCUGAUGGGACAGAGCCGGAGCUGAUGGAGGUGGUGAUAUCAGAUGGUGCAGAGCAGUGCAUUGUGGUCCGUGGGCAACAGGCGGUGGGGGAGCUGCUGAUCCUGCAGGAGGAGGAGAGUGGAUUCUGCACUGUGGCUCAGACUGUAGAGAUAAACACAGUGUGA